Messenger RNA from Pseudozyma flocculosa PF-1, 1599 nucleotides. RefSeq lists its product as uncharacterized. NCBI's taxonomy places the organism in Eukaryota, Fungi, Basidiomycota, Ustilaginomycetes, Ustilaginales, Ustilaginaceae. The transcript has a single exon. Bases 1 to 1599 code for a protein of 532 amino acids. The record is from RefSeq and is a predicted model, not a curated record.
AUGCACCUUGGCCCGCUGCUGAAGACGCCCGCGGCCCUGCUGCUCCUGGCAGCGAGCUGGUUGGGCGCGGCGGCAGCGCAACCGGCAAAGGCGCCCAGGUGCGACGAGCUGCGACCGCCCAGCAUCGCCGGCGCCACGGUCGUCGACGUACAGACGGCCGAGCGCACCAACGUGACGCUGUCGCGCACCAUCCGGUUCUGCGAGGUCAACGUGACCCUCACGCACGGCACGGCCGACGACCGCGUCCUCAUCUCGACCUGGCUGCCCGCCGACGACCUCUGGAACGGCCGCUUCCUCGGCACUGGCGGCGGAGGCUACAUCGCCGGGAGGUUCGCGGGGGAAUUGGCGCCCGCCAUCGCGCGCGGCUUUGCCGCCUCGUCGACCGAUGCCGGCGUGGGCUCGGCCAACGACGGCGAGUUCAUCCUCAAGACUGACGGCAGCGACCAAGUCAACCGCGACCUCCUCGUCAACUUUGCCCACCGCUCCAUCCACGAAAUGACGCUGACUGGCAAGCACCUGACGCGCCAGUACUACGGCAGCAAGAGGAGGCUCUACUCGUACUGGACUGGCUGCUCGACGGGCGGGCGGCAGGGCAUGAUGGAGGCGCAGCGGUACCCGACCGACUACGACGGACUGAUGGCAGCGGCGCCUGCCAUCAACUGGGCCACAUUUGUGCCUGCCAUGGACCACACGUCGCUGCUGCGCCGCCGGCUGGGCUUCCAGGGCCCCGCGUGCGAGCUGAGCGAGGUGCGCCGGCUGGCCGUCGAGGCGUGCGACGCCCUCGACGGCGCGACCGACGGCGUCGUGGCGGCGCCCGAGCUGUGCGAGUUUGACGCCAUGAGCGUCGUGGGUCGCCAGUUCCGGUGCACCGGCAACGACAACGGCACCGACACCAACACGGGCAACGAGACGACGAGCAUCUCGGCCGAAGCUGCGCGGAUCGCCAACGAGGCGUGGCGCGGGCCCAGCCUCGAGGGCAAGCGGGUGUGGUACGGAUACAACUACGACUCGGACCUGCUCACCGAUGCCGGGCUGGACCCGCGCUUCUCCAAGUACGCCCAGGCGUGGACGAGGCUGGCCGUGGAGCGGGACCGCAGCUUCGACGUCGACUCGCAGGACGAGGCGGCGUUUGCGUCGAUGCUGGCGCGCAGCCGACACGAGUACGGCGAGCUGAUCGACACGUCGCAGGCGGACCUGUCGGCGGCGUACCGCCACGGCGCCAAGAUCCUCACCUGGCACGGCGGCAGCGACCAGGCCAUCAGCGGCGACGGCACCGUCGACUACUACACGCGCGUGCGGCGCCGGAUGGAGAGGGAGCACGGCGUCGACGUCGACGACUUCUACCGCGUCUUUUUCGCUCCGGGCGUCGGCCACUGCCGCGGAGGGGUGGGCGCGUUGCCGGACGAUGCGCUGUCGCAGCUCGUCGAGUGGGUCGAGAAGGGCAAGGCGCCCGAGCGCCUCGAUGCCACGACGCAGGACGAGCGCAAAAAGAAGCAGCCCCUCUGCCGCCUGCCCACCGUGGCGCGCUACGAUGCCGCGGGCGACGUGCGCUGCGUCAGGUCGUCGUGGGCCGACAAGUUUGAGCCGCUCAAGCUCUGA